Marasmius oreades (fairy-ring Marasmius) is the source of this 1191-nucleotide messenger RNA. RefSeq lists its product as uncharacterized. The transcript is spliced from 3 exons. The record is from RefSeq and is a predicted model, not a curated record. The coding region runs from base 1 to 1191 and encodes 396 amino acids. NCBI's taxonomy places the organism in Eukaryota, Fungi, Basidiomycota, Agaricomycetes, Agaricales, Marasmiaceae.
AUGUCUUCAUUCUCUCGACUUGUACAAUGGUUCCAUCUUCAUCCCAGUCACCUCGUUUUCAUAAAUUGGUCAAGGUCGUCUGCACAUCCUUCUGACGACGACAGCCUCGCUUUGCCUCUCCCUGCCUCAGCGACAAAGACCUCGUUUGGAGACGUUUUCGAUGAAAAGCUGCCCGGCGCUGCGCAGCAUCAUCGCUUUCUUGCCCUUCCAUCAGCCCACUUUCCCGUAUUUCUUGUUUUGACUCUUCUCCCAGUCUCCACUUGUUUCGUCUAUUUAUCCUUACGAACACUCCCCAUCUCCGUUUCCUGGCCACACACCAUAACCGACAUUGCACAGCUCGGUAGAGAACUGCACGGCUACUCCCACAGCGGUCUAUGGCCCCUGGCACAUGUCAUUGCCGUGAUGGCAGUAUCAGCCGUUUGGAAGCACGCUUGGUCCAUUCCAGGUAGCGUCGUUUGGAAUGUCAUCGCAGGCGCUCUUUUCUCUCCAGCUCUCGCGACAAUUCUCCUCACCUUUCUAACUACCCUCGGUUCAAUAUGCGCUACCCUACUUGCAGCCCCCCUUGCUCCCUUUCUCUCCCAUUUCUUCCCCAAAGCGCUCGAAAUGACGCGUCUUACUUUGGAAGGAGAUGCUCCCACUGACCCCUUAAUAUCAUCAACCCCCUCGUCAUCUCAUCCCUCCGGCGCUUGGGUCCGUCUCUCGAUCCUCCGCCUUGUCGGCGUCGUUCCUUGGUCUGGCAUCAACAUCGCUUGUGGGGUAUGCCAAGUUCCCCUUGUCGAUUGUUUCCUCGGUGCGUUCAUUGGUACUCUGCCUUGGACAGCUGUCACUUGUCAGAUCGGCGAUAUCUUACAAACUGUGGCGUCCACCCCAUCACCUACCCCACAGACAGUCUCAUCCUUGCUAUUGUCACCCAACGUCAUCUUCAAGCUCAUCCUUCUUUCUUUCCUCUCUCUUGCACCUAUCCUGGCCAAGGAUCGCUUAAAGGCCCUUGCUUCUGGGACUGAAACCCCGAGUCACACGGCCGGUACCGGACCUGAAUCCGAAAAAGACUCACGCAUGAGGAGUUGGGUAAAGCGUUGGAAAGUUCGUCUACCUUCCAGAUCGAGAACACGGACAUCGGAGGAAGAGAGGUUGCAGCUGGUCGACGAGAAGAGGCAGAUGGAAGAACGGUUGGAAAUGUUACCGCCGUAG